AUGCAUGAUAUGUUAAAAGAAUCAAGAUUUGGUUCUAACGAUGGUGUGACUAAAAAAGGAAGGCGUAAGAAGUAUAAUGUAGAACCAGGCAGAAGUGUUACAGAGGCAAAUAUGACAAGAGAUGGAGACAAUGAACAAAUAAUGGAAACUGACCAAAAUGAUGAGACUGAAGAUAAUCAAAUAAAUACCAUAAAAAAGACUGAAGAAAAUAAGACUGAUGAAGAUGAUGACUAUUUAUUAAAUCAAUUAAAUGAUUUUAUAGAAAUCAAUUUUGAGACUGAUGAUAUAGUAUUCGAAAAAGAAUAUAAUAGUGCAGAUGAAACUGUACUAAGAGUAGUAGAAUUAGCACAACAAAAUCAAUAUGCAAUUAAUUUUGAAACACAUGAUUUUGUUUUGGUAAAAUUUGAAACGCUUAAAGGCAACUUUGAAGAAUUUGUUGGACAGAUAAGUGAAAUUGAUGGAGAAGAAAUAACUUGCAAGUUUCUUAGGAAAAGUAAAAGUAUGAGUGGAUACUAUGUAUUUCCAUUCAUUAUUGAUGAGGCAACUGUUACCAGAAACCAAAUUAUAAGAAGACUAAAAUUGAUCUCAGAAAAAAGAGGAAAUUACCAGUUUGAAUAG
Messenger RNA from Macrosiphum euphorbiae (potato aphid), 618 nucleotides. Lineage: Eukaryota; Metazoa; Arthropoda; Insecta; Hemiptera; Aphididae. The record is from the annotation of a GenBank genome assembly.